Messenger RNA from Zychaea mexicana, 1422 nucleotides. RefSeq lists its product as uncharacterized. NCBI's taxonomy places the organism in Eukaryota, Fungi, Mucoromycota, Mucoromycetes, Mucorales, Lichtheimiaceae. Bases 53 to 1048 code for a protein of 331 amino acids. The record is from RefSeq and is a predicted model, not a curated record. The transcript has 2 exons.
CCUUUCUGUACAAUACGCGCACCCAGACGAAUAAUAGGUUACAACGACAAUAAUGGAUCUCGGCUUCAGCAUACCCAUAAUCGUACUCGGCGCUCUAGAAGCCUUAACUGCACUCGUACAAGUUGUGCGGACACGGCAACACUAUACACGCUACACCUUUGUAUUUCUGGCUGCAAUCUUUAGCUUUAUUCGACGGAUCACCUAUGUUGCAGCAAUAGACGACGGGACAUGGGACCUGGACAUAGUCAAGGGCAACAUGGCGCGUACAUUUUUAUACCAAAUGUUUGUCCCAUUCUUAUACUGUGCCUUUUUCGCAACGUGCCAAAAUAUGAUCACCAGCACCACUACUGUCGAUACCGCGAUGCCGACAACAAGGAUGACAUCAACAAAAAUAUAUUAUGCAAGAAAAUUGACAGGUACUAUCUUGGCGUAUCUGUGGACCCUCGUUUUAAUCAUCGUCAAUAUUGCCUACUGUGCCGUUUUUGCCCGCAAUUUUCCAAUGCUAAACAGCAGCCUGACACAACAGCUCCUCAGCAUGUCCGGCAUUACAACACACGGAACAUGGGCAUACACUGCUUUUGCUAUAUUACAACUCGUGUCUGGUUGGAACCAGCUGCGUCGGUAUUCGGUGUCGCUAUUACUCUAUCUCGGUAUCGUUCUGAUUGCCACGAUUGGCAUGACGGUAUCAACGGCACUUUCUUCUAAUGUUUCGACGAUUGACGAUGAGUUUACCCAGAGGACCAUUUCUUUUGUCCUGGUGGAACUCGUUGGUCUUCUCGGUCUAUUCUAUGCUUUGUUUGCUUCGAUCCAGUAUUGGCAAAAUAUAUCAGCACCAGCGUCGCCAUCCUCUCUGAGAAACAGUUACAAUCAGCAGCAAGUUAAAAAUUUUGAUGACUGUUAUGCACCAGAUUCCAAGCUUAGCCCCACUGAUGUUGCGCAUGAAAUGCACCAUUUGGAAGAUGUGUCUCAAAAAUCCAUGGUGUCAUCAACAUCGGGAGCAACGGCGUAUCAACAAAUGGACCAGCGGCCUAUAACACAUGUCGUGUAAGCAUAUCCUGUGGAAAGAAAAAUGAUCUGUCUAAAUAAAUGGAAGAUGGUGGUAGAAGUACCUAUAUGCAUAAGCAGAGUACGUAUAAAAGAUACCUCCAUAAUGCUUUAAUACCAUUUUUUUGCUGUUUUAAUCAAGAGUAAUACUAUGUUGAAUCAUACACUGUGUUAUUUUACGCCUGAUCUUGUAUUCCGUACCUAAUUUUCUAUUUCUUGUUGUUUUCUUCUAAGUAUUAAGCACAAAGAGAGACAAAAAAUCUAUGUAAAGCCUCAGAGAGACAACUGUUGAUACAGGGACUUUAUUGCACAUAGUAAUUACACUUUACAUGUACAUUUUGAUCCAUACGUUAAGCUGCUAUGUCAUAUAAAAGUAAG